AUGGCAAACGCGACGCUAUCGUCCCCGCUGCGGGGACUCUGCCCACCACCGUUCUACGACGCAUCGCAGUUUGGAAGUGGAGGAUUCGUUGAUGGACGAUUCUGCGCGCCAGUCGACCAAAUAAAAGCAGGUCUCUUCUGCUGUCUGCCCUGUCCGGCCACAGACUACCUAUACCCUCCCGAAUUCAAGAGCUAUUACCGUGCGGCAGAGGUUCUCAACCUCAUCGGCCUGGUCUGCUUAGUCUUUCUGCUGGUGUCCUUCAUCUGCCUUCCGGCAGAGAAAACACGGCGACAUUAUCUGAGUUACUGCUUGAUCAUCGCCGCCAUACUACUCGCGCUUGGAUUUGUGGUUCCUUUUGGAACAAAGCCUGAACAGUGCUACGAUGAGAUCACUCCCAACGACAUGUUUUCGAACCUGACGUGCGCAUUUUCUGGCGCUUUUCUCGUCUCAGGCGGAUUGUCUAUGGCAGUGUGGAUCUUCAUUCGCGCCCUUUCGAUGCAUCUUCAAAUCUGCUGGGACUACAUGCCUGGCAAGACAUUCUUCUAUGCGGCGCAAGGCUUAGGCUGGUCCGUCGCUGCAGCCUUCUUCACUGCCACCAUCACCGUGACUGGAGUGUCGUUCCGGUUUGGCGAGGUUUGCCACGUGAACUCGGCCAAUUCGAUGAAGGACUUUUGGGGCCCUUUGCUCGCCAUUGCUGGCGCCGCAAUGGUCGUCCAAUUGGCCACCUUUGUGUACUGCAUCAAGGUCUACCUUCAGAAUAUGUGGAGCGACGACAAGACCGAGACGCAAAGCAGCGCUGGCCUUCCAUCAUACACGACGAGUGUGCGGACACGAUCCGCGCGUGUAGUAUAUCGGCGUGUCCGCAAAGUCGUAUGGCUCCAGUGGAGAGGCAUCACCAUUGUUGUCUUCAUCCUGGUCGAUGUCAUCUUCUUCUCGGUCGUCUUCAUCUACCUCAACUCCGUCAGCGGCAACGCGGUCAACAACAUCGAGAAAGCUAUGCCAUUCUUGCUCUGCUUGAUCACGAACCCGACCAAGCUUGACAAAUGCUACAGCUUUGGCCAAGACUUGUUUGUCAACCAGUCAACGGUUGUAGCUAUUCUGAUCAUGCUCUCUCUGGCCGGUAUUCAAUGCUUCAUCCUCCUCGCCCGCACUUCGAUGUUCACAGCAUGGCUGGAGCUCUUCCGCUCCAAAGUUGGCUCAAAGCGAGAAUUCGUGUCGCUAGACGCGAAGCAGUACGGCAACGAGACCCGACCCUACGAGUUGCAGAAGUUCGCGGGAAGCCCCUUGAAGUCCCCUAUGAGCGCAGCGACCAGCCCCGGCGCAGAAUACGACCCUUUUCGGCGAUCAUACACAGGAACACCGGACUACUUCACAAAGGAGACACAACGCGAAUACACGACUCCCUCACUUAGCUUCUCAACACCGCGGGCACCAUCACAGGCAGCUAUGCGCGUAGAAUGGGAUCCGCGGGCCUCACACGCUAGGGGCGGCCUUGGGCUGCAUCCCCCAGUCCUAGAGGACGACGACGAUGAUUACACGAGGAACAAGAUAUGA
Molecule: messenger RNA, 1554 nt
Organism: Trematosphaeria pertusa
Lineage: Eukaryota; Fungi; Ascomycota; Dothideomycetes; Pleosporales; Trematosphaeriaceae
Exons: 5
Coding region: 1-1554 (517 amino acids)
Biological process (GO): cell surface receptor signaling pathway
Cellular component (GO): membrane
Molecular function (GO): transmembrane signaling receptor activity
Source: RefSeq, a predicted model, not a curated record